ACAUCACUUCCGGGGCGACAGGUUCAGGCUUUCUUGGCGCCUGGGAAAGGGCAGUUGACUGUCUUUGCUUCGGAAGGGAGACGAAUACUAGGUACUGUCGUUCAGGAGAAAGGAAUUAUCUAUACAGUAAAUAUGCUAAUAUUGACUAAGACAGCAGAAGUUUUUUCUAAACCAUCAAAAAGGAAACUUUAUGAAGUUUUAAGACAUUUUAAUUUUCAUCCUAGAAAAUUAUUUCUUCAUAAACUAGUAUUGGGAAUUGAAACCAGUUGUGAUGAUACAGCAGCUGCUGUAGUGGAUGAAACUGGAAAUGUUUUGGGAGAAGCAAUACAUUCCCAAACUGAAGUUCAUUUAAAAACAGGUGGGAUUAUUCCUCCAGUAGCUCAACAGCUUCACAGAGAAAAUAUUCAACGAAUAGUGCAAGAAGCUCUCUCUGCCAGUAACAUCUCUCCAAGUGAUCUCUCAGCAAUUGCAACUACUGUAAAACCAGGACUUGCAUUAAGCUUGGGAGUAGGAUUAUCAUUUAGCUUAAAACUAGUAGAUCAGUUUAGAAAGCCCUUCAUUCCCAUUCAUCAUAUGGAGGCUCACGCACUUACUAUUAGGUUAACAAAUAAAGUAGAAUUUCCUUUUUUAGUUCUUUUGAUUUCUGGAGGUCAUUGCUUAUUGGCAUUAGUUAGAGGAGUUUCAGAUUUUCUGCUUCUUGGGAAGUCUUUGGACAUAGCACCAGGUGACAUGCUUGACAAGGUAGCAAGAAGGCUUUCUUUAAUAAAACAUCCAGAGUGCUCCGCCAUGAGUGGUGGGAAGGCUAUAGAACAUUUGGCCAAACAGGGAAAUAAAUUGCAUUUUGAUUUCAAACCUCCUAUGCAACGUGCUAAAAAUUGUGAUUUUUCUUUUUCUGGACUUCAACACAUUGUUGAUAAGACGAUAAUGCAAAAGGAAAAAGAGGAAGGUAUUGAGAAGGGGCAGAUCCUGUCCUCAGCUGCAGACAUGGCUGCUGCAGUGCAGCACACAAUAGCUUGCCACAUUGCAAAAAGAACACAUCGUGCUAUUCUGUUUUGCAAGCAGAGAGACUUGUUAUGUCAAAGUAAUGCAGUACUGGUUGUAUCUGGAGGUGUUGCAAGUAACUUAUAUAUCCGAAAAGCUUUAGAAAUUGUAACAGAUGCAACUCAGUGCACUUUGUUGUGCCCUCCUCCUAGACUGUGCACUGACAAUGGCAUUAUGAUUGCAUGGAAUGGUGUUGAAAGAUUGCGUGCUGGCUUGGGCAUUUUACACAAUACAGAAGGCAUCCGCUAUGAACCAAAAUGUCCUCUUGGAGUAGAUAUAUCAAAAGAAGUUGGAGAGGCUGCCAUAAAAGUACCACGAUUAAAAAUGAAGAUCUGAUUUUUGCUUUUCAAAAAAUCUCUAUAAGUAGUAAUAAAGUUUUUUUAUAUAUAUCAAA
Camelus dromedarius (Arabian camel) is the source of this 1435-nucleotide messenger RNA. RefSeq names its product O-sialoglycoprotein endopeptidase like 1 (gene OSGEPL1). The coding region runs from base 133 to 1377 and encodes 414 amino acids. Gene Ontology annotation, cellular component: mitochondrion. The transcript has 8 exons. Gene Ontology annotation, biological process: tRNA threonylcarbamoyladenosine modification. Lineage: Eukaryota; Metazoa; Chordata; Mammalia; Artiodactyla; Camelidae. The record is from RefSeq and is a predicted model, not a curated record.